UACUUAAAAUUCCUAUGGGAGGAGUUAAUUCUGAGUUUAUUCUCAUUUCUCAUUUUAUGUUGGAGUUUAUGAACCAAAAUAUAUAGUAUAUCCCUUGUGUGAUCACUUGGACCCUUUCAGCAUGUAAAAUAUUUUGUCAAAAACUCUUGACCUACGACACUCUUGAUUCAGAAAUACUGAAGAGAUCCAAUGAAUGUCUGCAUCCCCUUCACAGAAAUGCUGAAUAUACCUCAAGUGAUACCUGUGAUCAGAUGAGAAAUUUGAGAAUUUGGCAGUUAUAAAUAUUAUUGUUCUAUGUUAUACGAUUGUUAUCAAUCAUUUUUACUAUUUGAAUUCAGGAAUUAUAUUUUGAUUUAAAGAGAAAUAAAACUUACAAACGUGAGAGUUGGAUUUGGGAGCAGCAUUUGAUGGUACCCUUAUUAGAUCUUGCAAACAAAGUAUUAUAUGAAGGAAUGGAGAGAAAUGGGCAAUGUUUUUCUGAUAAUAAUAUAUCUGUGGAAGAUUUUGGAUCGAUUUGUAGGGUUUGUUUACUUCCCAACAAUUUGCUACCAUUUAUUCCUUUGGAAGUAACAAAUAUAUUCGAGAAACUAACGAACAUCAAGAUUGAAAUGACUGAAGCGUUUCCUGGCAAUAUUUGCGAAGAAUGCGUCAGGCAACUGGAAUAUGUAAAUGAAUUCAUUGAAAAAUGUAAAAAUAAUCAUACCCUCCUUAUGCUAAAACUAGAAAGUAAGUACCAACCUGAUUCCGUUACAGAAUCAUUCUCUUGUGGGAGUACAGAUAUAGUAGUUGAAGCAGAAAAUGAAUGUUGUGUAACACUGGAAUCUAAACAUCAAGUGAAUGAAUCCUUCGAAUGUGCUAAAUGUGAGGCAAGUUUUGCAGUGAAGUUGUCAUUGGUGAAUCAUCUGAAAAAACACGCGAAAGAAGAAAAAUUUUUGUUGAGUGGUGUACGAAAUGUUCGCCCGAACUCAAUAAAAAGACAAAAACCUGCUUUGAAAAAUGCCAAACGUUGCAAAUCUAAUAGCAGGAAAGCAGCCAGGAGAACAGUUUUGAAACCAAAAUUGGAGCCCGGGCAGAUAGUGAAAACCAUCAAAUCGAAGUACUACUGCUCUAGGUGUGAUAGAGUUUUAACUUCUAACUCAGCUCUCUCUAGUCAUAUGAAAACCCACACUGGUGAAAGGCCGUAUUCUUGUUCCUAUUGUAGAAAGUCAUUUUCUUACAUAAGCAGUCUCACGGUUCAUACAAGAUUACACACAGGAGAAACCCCCUACGUCUGCUCAAUAUGCAAUAAAGGAUACAGAAGUUCUACAAGUUUGAAAAAACAUAAACAAGUCAAGCACUAUGAAAUUGAUGAUAACGUAGAAAGUAGUGGAGUAACAAGUCAUGGAAAGGAUGAAGCAAAAACUAGAGAAUCCAGUAAACAGGAAUGUAAAAUUUGUCACAAAGUACUGGACAAAUACGGAUUUGGCACCCAUAUGAGGAUACAUACAAUCGAAAAGAAACAGUUUAUCUGCGAGUUCUGUAACAAACAAUUCCAGAAAAAUUCACAUCUAGAAAGGCAUAUUAGAAUACACACCGGUGAACGACCUUAUAAAUGCAAAAUGUGCGACAAGACCUUCAUACAAGAUGGUGACUUGAAGAGGCACAUUUCAAUUCAUUCUGGUGAGAAACAGUUCCAGUGUCAGCACUGUGGCAAACAGUAUUUCACAAAAGGGGCGUUAGCCACACACAUGACAGUACACGGAGAAGGAAAAAAAACGCAUACGGGUUGCAGUUUGUGCAAGUUGGAACAAUGCAGUCACGAUAAGAUGAAUAUCAACGCCCAAUGUAACAGGAAAUAUUUGUGUACAAUUUGUGGAAAAUCUUUUACCGCUAGUGGAAGUCUCAAGGUUCACACCAGGAUUCACACGGGAGAAACGCCAUUCGUUUGCACAUUCUGCAACAAGGGAUACAACAACUCGAGUGCCUUGAAAAGGCAUGUCAUCAGGAAUCACAGCGAAGAGAAAAAACAUGUUUGUUUGAUAUGUCACAAGAGUUUUCAUGAUCCUUCUAAUCUGAAGAGGCACGUUAGGAGAGUUCAUUCUGUAGUCGAAACAAAAUCAAUUUAUGCUCUACCUGUUAAAUGAAAAUGAAAUAUUAUUCCGAA
This is a messenger RNA of Leptinotarsa decemlineata (Colorado potato beetle), 2143 nucleotides long. RefSeq lists its product as uncharacterized. Gene Ontology annotation, cellular component: nucleus. Gene Ontology annotation, molecular function: zinc ion binding; sequence-specific DNA binding; DNA-binding transcription factor activity, RNA polymerase II-specific. Gene Ontology annotation, biological process: regulation of transcription by RNA polymerase II. The record is from RefSeq and is a predicted model, not a curated record. Lineage: Eukaryota; Metazoa; Arthropoda; Insecta; Coleoptera; Chrysomelidae.